Messenger RNA from Serendipita indica DSM 11827, 1542 nucleotides. The record is from the annotation of a GenBank genome assembly. NCBI's taxonomy places the organism in Eukaryota, Fungi, Basidiomycota, Agaricomycetes, Sebacinales, Serendipitaceae.
AUGUUCCCCGCCUCGUUUGUCGCCUUUGUCGCUGCUGCCCUCGUUGUACGCGCUGCUCCGCUCGAGAAAAAGGGUCUCGCACAGGUCAUAAGCAACUGUAAUCACGACUUUGCGUAUACUUGGGACGAUGGACCAUACACCGCCCAUCGUGACAUUAACAGUGCCUUUAACCGAAACAACGGAAAGACUACCUUUUUUAUGAAUGGCGACAACUGGUCGUGCAUCUACAACGAAGAUAAUGUCCAAGCCAUCCGUCAGUCAUUUGAGCAGGGACACAUGCUCGCCUCGCACACCUGGUCACAUGCCCACCUCACCCAACUCAGUGAUGCCCAAAUUGACUACGAGAUCCAGCGCCUCGACGAAGCCUUUGUCAAGAUUGUGGGUGUCAUUCCAAAGUUCUUGAGGCCACCUUAUGGUGACAUCGACGAGCGGACCGCGUCGUACAUCCAGCAAAAGCACGGCAAGACCAUUGUCCUCUGGUCAGACGAUUCUGGAGACUCGACCGGCGGCUCAACCCAGCAGUCAAUCAAUUUCUAUAAUACAUUUGCGAAUGAGAACCCCAAGCGUCCUCAUAUGGCGCUCUCACAUGAGACUGAGCCAUCGGGUUACAACGCCAUGUACUCGGGUACCGUCGACAACUUGGCCAGCCACGGCGUCCAACUCGUUACGGUAGCUCAAUGCCUCGAUACUGAUGCGUAUAUCUAUGUUGGCGGAUACCAGCAGCGUGACUCGUCCUGGUACUGCGGUGGUUCAUGGACACCGUCACCUGGUGGAGGAACGUGUGUGCAAACAUACACUUCCAAGGUCGGUGAUACAUGCGCAAGCAUUGAAAGCCAGUUUGGCCUUCCAUCCGGCUCGAUCUUAGCAGCCAACUCUUUCUUGAACUGCAACGAUAUCUGGGUGAACACGCCAAUCUGCAUUCCUCGAGGAGGCACGACGACAACUCGAACGUCGACCACGAGCCCCUCAACUACUCGAACUAGCACGAGCUCGACGCCUGCGCCGACCUGCGUUCAGACGUACACCUCCAAGGCCGGUGACACAUGUGCGAGCAUCGAGGGUCAGUUCGGCCUCCAGUCUGGCUCAAUCUUGGCUGCCAACUCGUUCUUGAACUGCCAAGAUAUUUGGGUGAACACGCCAAUUUGUAUCCCUCCCGGAGGCUCAACGACGACCCGUACUACUACGACGCCUACAAGCACCAGCACCAGUGGACCUGCACCGACCUGCGUCUCUACGUACACUGCCGUCGCCGGUGAUACCUGCGCGAAGAUUGAGUACAACUAUGAGCUACCGGCAGGCUCGAUCCAAGCUGCUAACCCAUCUUGGCUCAAUUGUGCGGAUAUCUGGGCUUACACGCCAAUCUGCAUUCCUCCUGGCGGAUCGGGAUGCACCCUCAAGAUCUCUACGGCUUCGACUGACAGGACUUGUGCAGCUGUGGCUUCUCGCUAUGGAACCACGGCCGCUCUGAUUCAAGCCUGGAAUCCAAGCUGGCUCAACUGCAAUGAUGUGUGGCCCAACACCCCGCUUUGUGUGAGACACUAA